This is a messenger RNA of Peronospora belbahrii, 585 nucleotides long. NCBI's taxonomy places the organism in Eukaryota, Oomycota, Peronosporomycetes, Peronosporales, Peronosporaceae. The record is from the annotation of a GenBank genome assembly.
AUGCUCUUCAGACAAACGAACAUUACAUUUUUGCAGCAGACUCUGGGGCACAAUGCUUUUGGUCGGACUCCUCUUCGCCUGCUUUCACGGGACGCCAUGGUGUUGGCAUUAUUUUCUCUUCCGCUACGCCUUUUCAAGACAUCCGCGACCUCACGGCUGAUGUCUGCUCCUUCCCGCUCAUCAACCGAUGAGCUUUCGGAGCGUAGCGAAUAUUUUCGUACGCUUCCGACUGAGUUUUUGGAUACGGUUCCUGAUCGCGCUGUCCGGCACCUUGUGGUCGGGGAUUUUAACGUGACUUUGGACAGCUAUUUGGAUCAGAAGGUUCCCAGUCUCCAUCAUCUAGGAUCCGGGCGUGAGGAUCUCUGUGCUUGGAUGGACACGCUUGAUUUGAUGGAUUCGUGGCGCCAUAUGCACCCGGAUACCCGUGAUUUUACGAGUCCUACCCGCAAAAACCGCCUCGAUUGUUGCCUUCUUACUGCUGACUUCGUGCAGGAUCACCUAGUUGACGUCUGCCACGUGAGAGAUCGACAAUGGCAUACUGAAGAUCAUAUCCCAGUCGAGUUUAGACUCCAGGCGAGGCCGUAA